AUGGAGGCAUGUAAAGGGUUGUUGCUGUUAAUGGUGGUUUUGGUUUUGAUGGUUAUGCAGGGGAGGGAAUCAGAGGGACAAUUAGCAGAAAACUUCUAUAGCUCUACUUGUCCAAAUGUUGAAUUCAUAGUGAAGCAGGCAGUCUCUACAAAACUAAGCCAGACGCCUAUCACCAUUCCGUCCACUUUGCGACUAUUUUUCCAUGACUGCUUUGUUGAGGGAUGCGAUGCAUCGGUCAUGAUCGCUUCAGCAAAUGGGGACGCAGAGAAGGACUUCACGGAUAAUCUUUCGUUAGCAGGAGAUGGAUUUGACACCGUCAUCAAGGCCAAGCAAGCAGUGGAAGCACUAUGCCCCGGUGUCGUCUCUUGUGCUGACAUUUUGGCUCUCGCUGCCCGGGAUUGUGUAGUCCUCGCUGGAGGCCCUGCAUUCAGCGUAGAAUUGGGACGCCGUGAUGGACUAGUUUCACAAGCCUCUCAGGUCGCUGGGAAUUUGCCAGAACCAAACUUUAAUCUCGAUCAGCUAAAUACCAUGUUCGCCAAACACAAUCUUUCCCAAACUGAUGUUGUUGCAUUGUCUGGAGCACAUACUGUAGGCUUUUCUCACUGCGGUCGCUUUUCAGACCGCCUCUCCAACUUUUCAUCGAACUCUCCUGUGGACCCUUCUUUGGAUCCUGGCUAUGCCAAGCAGUUGAUGGGAGCCUGUCCCAUAAAUGCAGACCCAGUUAUCAACUUGGACCCUGAAACCCCAGACACUUUUGACAACGCCUAUUACAGAAACUUGGUUGCAGGUAAGGGGUUGUUGAGUUCGGAUCAGGUUCUUUUCUCUGACUCUGCAUCUCAGCCUACUGUGAUUGAUUUUGCUAACAACCCUGGUAACUUCAAUGGAGCCUUCAUCACUGCCAUGAGGAAGCUCGGAAGGGUCGGCGUUAAGACUGGUGACCAAGGGGAGAUAAGGACAGACUGCACCACCUUCAAUUCAUGA
Molecule: messenger RNA, 981 nt
Organism: Prunus armeniaca (apricot)
Lineage: Eukaryota; Viridiplantae; Streptophyta; Magnoliopsida; Rosales; Rosaceae
Source: the annotation of a GenBank genome assembly